AUGGCUUCCACAACCCAGAUUAACCUACGGCCCAGGCCGGCUCAUACUUCUGGGCCAACUUAUCUUUCGUAUACCCCAAAUGGAACAAAACUGGUCACAAUUGGUUCCAAUAACACAAUUAGAGUAUACAAGACUGGGUCGGAUGGAGAACCUACAAAUAUUGAUGACUGUCAAGAGCAGAAUAUGGCAGUUGAUUCAACAAAUGAAUUUUUCGUCGCAGGCUCUGAAGAUGGAACUGUUAGCAAAUAUUCCCUCGAUUCGAUGACAUUCGACAAAUUCCUUAUGCGCUGUUCGUUGCCAGUCCGGGACGUUGCGAUAUCACCGAAUGGGAAAUGGUGCGCCGUUGCCAGUGACGAACUGACCGUCAAAAUCGUGAACACAAACGAUGUAAACCAUACAAUGUACCUCAGAGAUCAGCAGAAGCCUGUAAAGCAUGUAUCCUUCGAUCCAAGCAAUAAAUUUAUAACUCUAUCAUGUACGGACGGUAUGAUAUACGUUUAUUCAUUGUUGAACGAGGAUCCUGAGCUUGUGCGGACAAUCGAUGGGAUUAUUAGGGCCGUUGAGACGGAUGAUGAAAUUAGUUCAAAAGUCGAAUGGCAUCCGGAUGGCAGAGCAUUCGCUGCACCGACUGCAACAAGAGAUAUUCAAGUCAUGUCCAAGAGUGACUGGGAGAAACAGCGUAUCUUCGCACAUGGUCAUACCGGAGAUAUCACAGCAUUGGCUUGGUCGCCAAACGGAGCAAUGCUUGCAUCGGCUGGAAAAGAUAAAAAGAUAAUACUUUGGGAGACCAAAACACAAAAGAUCAUUGCUACUUAUGACUACGCAAAUGUUAUGGAUUUAUCCUGGCAUCCCACAGACAACUUGCUCUCAUUCACGAAUUCGGAUGGAGAAGUCUAUAUAUUUCAAGAUUUUGUACCCAGUGAGCAUGCUCACCUAGUCAAAUUAGGACGCCAACCAGCCCCUUUUGUACAUGAUCCCUUGUCAGAAAUAUCAAAUAAUGCACGGCGACCGAACGCAAAUGGCACCAAAGAUAUGCCCCUUCGAGGCGUCCGGCGUGGCUCCCCCGACAGUUUGGAUGACAUCCUUGGGUCUGAUAUCAUGGGGGAUGAAGAUGACUUUGUUAUCGAUGACGAUGGCGCUGGUUACGCACUCGGAUUGAAUGGUAAUGGUAAGAGGCCUGCGGACGAUGUGGAUUCUUACGGUGUCUCUAGGAAUAAGAGGCAUGCACAAUCAUGGGAACCACAAUAUCACGAGUCAUUUCAGCCUGGUAGUACUCCUUGGCGGGGAGAUCGAAAGUAUCUUUGUCUCAAUCUUAUUGGGUUUAUUUGGACGAUUGACCAGGGUGAUUAUCAUCAAAUAAGCGCAGAAUUCUACGAUCGCGAAACCUACCGCGAUUUUCGCUUUACGGACCAUUUACUGUAUGAUAAAGCCUGUCUGAACGAGAAUGGCUCUCUUUACUCUUGCCCUUCCGGCAAUGGCCAUCCAGCAACGAUAUUAUAUCGCCCUCAUGAAUCCUGGACUAGUGGUACAAAUCGUGUGGAAUGGCAAACAGAGCUUCCUAAAAGUGAGGAAGUGAGUGCCAUUGCACUUAGCGAUUCUUUUGUCACAGUCACUACCACCAAAAAUUAUGUACGCAUAUACACACUUUUCGGAAUACCAUUCAGAGUAUAUAGACAAAAGAGUAGUCCUAUGGUUACCUGCGCGAGUUGGAGGGACUAUGUUCUUACUUUGGGGAAUGGUCCCGUAGGUGCGGAUGGUAAUACCAAACUACUGUAUACCAUACAAAACAUUAAAAGAGACGAAAUUUGCCAAAAUGAGGAUGUCGUAGCCUUGCCAGAUGGCGAGACAGUCAAAAGUGUUUUCUUUUCAGACAACGGGGAUCCAUGUAUUUACGACUCUACCGGAACACUACUAACUCUUGUCCACUGGCGUGAGCCAUCACAGGCAAGCUGGGUUCCUCUCCUUGAUACGAAACUUCUUUCUCGUCUCGCAAGUGGGCGUAAGACAGAGACAUAUUUCCCCGUGGCGGUGUCAGACAACAAAUUCCAUUGCAUUAUCUUGAAAGGUGAUGACAAAUAUCCUUACUUCCCUCGUCCGCUACUCUCCGAGUUUGAUUUCCAGAUACCCAUUUCCUCACAGUCAAAGCCUGAUAACGGGGACGAUGAUGACGAUGAAAUGGGUGCAGAUGAAAUGAAGAAAUUAGAAGGGGAAUUCGCUCUCAAGAGCAUUCUUUCAAUAUUAAAGUCAGAUCUUGUCAAAUCCACUGCAAGCACAAGGGCAGAACGAGAAGAGUUAUUAACCAUGGAUGUCGAAAUUGACAAGACACUUUUGAGGAUGAUGAUGGCGGAAUGUAUAGAAGGCGAGGAAAGAGGCAUGAGGGCAUUAGAGAUGGUACAAUUGAUGAAGGAUAGGACAGGUAAAUUUAUCGAGGCAGCAGGGAAAGUAGCAGAUAAAUACGAUAGGACGAUUUUAGGAGAAAAAAUCAGGGAGUUAGGUGAGGAGAGACUGUUGGAGAUGGAUGAGGACUAA
This is a messenger RNA of Botrytis byssoidea, 2529 nucleotides long. RefSeq lists its product as uncharacterized. The coding region runs from base 1 to 2529 and encodes 842 amino acids. The record is from RefSeq and is a predicted model, not a curated record. Gene Ontology annotation, molecular function: chromatin binding; protein binding. The transcript has 3 exons. NCBI's taxonomy places the organism in Eukaryota, Fungi, Ascomycota, Leotiomycetes, Helotiales, Sclerotiniaceae. Gene Ontology annotation, biological process: DNA repair; DNA-templated DNA replication; mitotic cell cycle. Gene Ontology annotation, cellular component: nuclear replication fork.